This is a messenger RNA of Aspergillus wentii DTO 134E9, 1042 nucleotides long. RefSeq lists its product as uncharacterized. The coding region runs from base 214 to 855 and encodes 213 amino acids. The transcript has 2 exons. The record is from RefSeq and is a predicted model, not a curated record. Lineage: Eukaryota; Fungi; Ascomycota; Eurotiomycetes; Eurotiales; Aspergillaceae.
AUUUUAUUUGGAUUCCAACUCCUUUGAAUGAUAUAAUAUAAAGGAAAAUUGAUUUUGUUGAGCGUCGAGAUGCUGCUUACGCUUUACCGCCCCCAUCUUAUCAGCCUCUCCACAUGAUGCCAUCUCCAACUGCAACUCCACCUCAACCAACACUCCUCCAUACCUUUCCAACAACACCCCAAUCCACCAAUUGACUUCAUCCAAUCCCACAAAAUGGAUCCCGACGACAGCGUCGCGGAUAAGCCCCCAAUCUUCAACUACGUCCUCUCCUUCCUCCUCGUCGGCGUCGCAUGGGGCUUCACGACCCCCUUUAUCCGUCGCGCCGCGGCCGACUUUAACGCACGACAAGAAGAACAUCAGCAGCGAGAACAACACGAGCAAGGACAACAACCCCUAGCGACCGAACCCGAAGGCGAAGAGCAGGAAUUACAACCGCAGCAUCACGACGACAGCGACAAGGACAGUAACACGGAAGAUGAAGUCGACCAACCACUCUCCGGGGCAAACCAGUCUACAACACCAACACCAGCAUGGAUGAAACAAACCCCACAAUCAUCCUGGCUAAAGACAAAAGCCAUCACGAUAUUCUGGACGGUCGUGAACCUCCUCCGCACGCCCGCGUAUUCAAUUCCCCUGAUCAUCAAUCUGACGGGGAGUAUUUGGUUUUUCCUGCUGGUUGGGAAGCACGAACUCUCCCUUACAGUCCCCCUCGCCAAUUCAAGUGCGUUCCUUUUCACCGUCUUGGGGGAGUGGUAUGUCGAGAAAAAGGUCAUCGCGAAGGAGACAUGGCUUGGGUUGAUGCUCGUAUUGGGGGGGAUAGGAUUAUGUGUGCAUUCAAAGAACCAGACUGGAUAGUCUUCUCAAAUAGUAGGUAGUUAUAAUAUGUCAUUUAUCAAUCAAUUGGAUAAAAAUGAAUGCAAUCGAUGUAGAAUAGCUAGGGAUAAAAAGAAAAUCAAAAAAGAAUGCAUCAUCCGUGAAUCGAACACGGGCCUCAUCGAUGGCAACGAUGAAUUCUACCACUAGACCAAUGAUGCUGCAGUUG